CCGACGGCAUUCGCAGUUCAAACGACUCCUCUGCCGAGCGAAGAAAUCGUUGUACCAGAGCUUAAGGUACCCAGUCUCGUCCAUCAUGUGUUCCGUUGCAUAAAAAUAAGACAUCCGUCAUUCAAAAAUGGGUUCCUCAGCCCCUAUUGACGACCAGCCAUACAGCGUGCCAGAGCAAUGGCACUCUCAACCUGGAUACCUUCGCGUCAUCUGCGCUGGAGCGGGAGCCGCUGGCUUGUGCGUUGCUUAUAAGAUGAAGCACAUGAAGUUCAUCAACUACGACCUUGUUUGCUACGAGAAGAACCCGGAAGUUGGUGGCACUUGGUACGAGAAUCGCUACCCUGGUUGUGCAUGCGAUGUACCUGCGCAUGCCUACACGUACAGCUUCGAGCCAAACCCCAAUUGGUCCAGCUUCUAUGCAUAUGCCCCGGAGAUUCGACAGUAUUUCGAGGACUUUGCCCAGAAACACGGACUGAUGCCAAAUGUCCAGCUCAAUUCGCGAAUUCUGAGUGCUAGGUGGAGGGAAGAGAAAGGAAUCUACAACGUUGAAGUCGAAUCAAAUGGAAAGAUCACCCAGGACUGGUGUCAUGUCUUUAUCAAUGGAACUGGGUUCUUGAACCACUGGAAAUGGCCUGACAUUGAAGGUCUUCACAGUUUUAAGGGAACUCUGAUGCACAGCGCCAAUUGGGAUCCAGAGGUUGAUUGGACCGGCAAAAGAGUAGCUGUGGUUGGAACUGGAUCGUCAGCUAUUCAAAUGGUGCCACAGAUUCAGAGGACUGCUUCACAUUUGACAUGUUUUAUGCGCUCAGUAACAUGGAUAUCUCCCCCAGUAGCCGGCAGCAUCCUCGACGAAGAUCGCAAGAAGACCGACGAUGGACACUCCUCCAACGUCCCCCACGGCCAGCAUUUCUAUUCCGAAGAAGAAAAAGAGAGCUUCCGAACCGACCCUGACUACCAUCUCGAGUACCGCCGCAAUCUCGAAGGUACAGUCAACAAGCUCUUCGACAUCUUCAUCGACGGCUCUCCAGAAUCGCAAGCCGCCCAAAAGACCAUGAAAGCGGAAAUGCUCAAACGUAUCGGCCCCGGCCACGAAGAUCUGAAGAAGCGUCUCGUCCCGAGCUGGCCACCGGGGUGUCGCCGCAUCACCCCCGGCGACGGCUACCUGGAAGCCCUCGUCAAACCCAACGUGACUACCGUGCACAAAGAGAUCGCGCAAGUGGUACCCAACGGUAUCAUCGACUCCAGCGGUCAGCUGCACGAAGUCGAUAUCCUCGCCUGCGCGACGGGUUUUAAUCUUGCCUUCAUCCCGCGCUUCGAGGUACGCGGCGUUAACGGCAUAAAAAUGUCGGAUGCGUUCACCCCCGAGCCACGAGUGUACCUAUCCGUUACCGUCCCUAAAUUCCCGAAUUACUUUAUUGUCAAUGGCGUGCGCGGACAGUGGGCGUCUGGCACCGCAUUACCGGCACAUGAGAUCUCCAUCGAGUAUAUCCUCAAGUGUGCUAAGAAGAUCCAGGGAGAUGGCAUACGUGCGCUGGAGGUGAAGGACGAGGCGGUAACUCAGUUGUACGAGCACAUCGAUGCCUGGCAUCAGGGUUCAGUAUGGAACGCGCACUGUAAGUCGUGGUACAAGAACAAUAUCAGCGGAGGAAAGCUGUGGAUCUGGGCCGGGUCGGCGCUGCAUUAUGUGAAAACGAUGAUGGAGCCACGGUACGAGCAUUAUAACAUGCGGUAUUGGAACUCGAAUAUGUUCGCGUUUUUGGGAAACGGGAGGGUCGAGGCGGAGUAUCUGGCACAGAUUGGAGCCUUGACAGGGAGCGACAUGAACGCGAGACUAGCGCCAUAUUUAAGGAAUGAGGAUGUGCCAUUUGAGAUUUGAGAAUUCUGAUUUGGG
Molecule: messenger RNA, 1891 nt
Organism: Eremomyces bilateralis CBS 781.70
Lineage: Eukaryota; Fungi; Ascomycota; Dothideomycetes; Eremomycetales; Eremomycetaceae
Product: cyclohexanone monooxygenase
Exons: 9
Coding region: 128-1876 (582 amino acids)
Molecular function (GO): NADP binding; N,N-dimethylaniline monooxygenase activity; flavin adenine dinucleotide binding
Source: RefSeq, a predicted model, not a curated record